GCGCGGACCUCACAGUUUCCCGGGCACUCACCGUGUGUAGUUGGCAUCUCCGCGCGUCCGGACACGCGAUCCCAGCAUCCCUGCCUGCGGGACUGUUCGUGUUCAGCUCGCGUCCUGCAGCUGUCCGAGGUGCUCCAGUUGGAGGCUGAGGUUCCCGGGCUCUGUAGCUGAGUGGGCGGCGGCACCGGCGGAGAUGCCUGGGAAGAAGGCGCGCAAGAACGCUCAACCGAGCCCCGCGCGGGCUCCAGCAGAGCUGGAAGUCGAGUGUGCUACUCAACUCAGGAGAUUUGGAGACAAACUGAACUUCCGGCAGAAACUUCUGAAUCUGAUAUCCAAACUCUUCUGCUCAGGAACCUGACUGCAUCAAAAACUUGCAUGAGGGGACUCCUUCAAAAGAGUUUUCUCAGGAGGUGCACAUUUCAUCAGUUUGAAGAAAGACUGCAUUGUAAUUGGGAGGAAUGUGAAGGUGCAUUCAUGGGUGCCCUUGGAAACGGAAGAUGGAAUACAUCAAAGUGAAUUUCUGUUCAAGAUUUCCCAGAUUAUCAUUCUUUGGGAUGAGAGAACAUUAUAAAACCACUUUGUUUAUUUUAAAGCAAGAAUGGAAGACCCUUGAAAAUAAGGAAGUAAUUAUUGACACAUUUCUUUUUUACUUAGAGAAUUGUUCUAGUGUUUUUGCUGAAGAUUACCGCUGGCCUACUGUGAAGGGAGAUGACCCGUGAUUAGACUGGGCGGCUGAGGAGAAACAGUUCAGUGCAUUGUUGUUGUUGCUGUUUUUGGUGUUUUGCUUUUCAGUGCCAACUCAGCACAUUGUAUAUGAUUCGGUUUAUACAUAUUACCUUGUUAUAAUGAAAAAAUUCAUUCUGAGAACACUGAAAUGUUACAGUCAGUGUUGAUUUCUUCGGUCACUACACAACGUAAAAUCAUUUGUUUCUUUUGCCUCAAAUUGUAUUGCUUCUGUUCAGAUGAUCUUUCAUUCAAUGUGUUCCUGUUGGGCAUUACUAGAAACUAUGGAAAACUGGAAAAUAACUUUGAAAAAAUUGGAUAGAAGUAUAGGAGGGUUACUUGGGGCCAGUAAAUCAGUAGACUGAACAUUCAAUAUAAUAAAAGAACAUGGGGAUUUUGUAUAACCAGGGAUAAUAAAAAGAAAAAAGAAGUUGAUUUUUAAUUGAUGUUUUUGAAACUUAGUAAAACAAAUAUUCAGAAGUAACUUGAUAAGAAAUGAAUGUUUCUAAAGAAGUUUCUAAAGAUUUGGAAAAUGCUCCUUGUCACAUUAGUUAGUGUGCAUCCUGCAAAAAGUGAUCUCUUAAUGUAAAUUAAGAAUAUUUUCAUAAUUGGAAUAUACUUUUCUUAAAAAAAAGGAACAGUUAGUUCUCAUCUAGAAUUGAAAGUUCCAUAUAUGCAUUGGUGAAUAUAUAUGUAUACACAUACUUACAUACUUAUAUGGGUAUCUGUAUAGAUAAUUUGUAUUAGAGUAUUAUAUAGUUUCUUAGUAGGGUCUCAAGUAAGUUUCAUUUUUUUAUCUGGGCUAUAUACAGUCCUCAAAUAAAUAAUGUCUUGAUUUUAUUUCAGCAGGAAUAAUUUUAUUUAUUUUGCCUAUUUAUAAUUAAAGUAUUUUUCUUUAGUUUGAAAAUGUGUAUUAAAGUUACAUUUUUGAGUUACAAGAGUCUUAUAACUACUUGAAUUUUUAGUUAAAAUGUCUUAAUGUAGGUUGUAGUCACUUUAGAUGGAAAAUUACCUCACAUCUGUUUUCUUCAGUAUUACUUAACAUUGUUUAUUUAGUGGUAGAGAGUUUUUUUUUUUCAGCCUAGAGGCAGCUAUCUUACCAUCUGGUAUUUAUGGUCUAAUUUGUAUUUAAACAUAUGUAACAUAUAAAAGUUGAUACUGUGGCAGUAAACUAUUAGAAGUUUUCACUGUU
This is a messenger RNA of Gorilla gorilla gorilla (western lowland gorilla), 1915 nucleotides long. RefSeq names its product phorbol-12-myristate-13-acetate-induced protein 1. Gene Ontology annotation, biological process: apoptotic process; DNA damage response; release of cytochrome c from mitochondria. Gene Ontology annotation, cellular component: mitochondrion. Lineage: Eukaryota; Metazoa; Chordata; Mammalia; Primates; Hominidae. Bases 194 to 358 code for a protein of 54 amino acids. The transcript has 2 exons. The record is from RefSeq and is a predicted model, not a curated record.